Penicillium robsamsonii is the source of this 2559-nucleotide messenger RNA. RefSeq lists its product as uncharacterized. Gene Ontology annotation, molecular function: DNA-binding transcription factor activity, RNA polymerase II-specific; zinc ion binding; DNA binding. Bases 1 to 2559 code for a protein of 852 amino acids. The transcript is spliced from 8 exons. Lineage: Eukaryota; Fungi; Ascomycota; Eurotiomycetes; Eurotiales; Aspergillaceae. Gene Ontology annotation, biological process: regulation of DNA-templated transcription; DNA-templated transcription. The record is from RefSeq and is a predicted model, not a curated record.
AUGCAAGGUUAUUCGUUUGCGCCCCCAGCGGGCCCCCCGAGAGAAGGCCAAAAAAACUAUGUAUUCGUUGAUGAGCACAACCGACACAAGAGGCUGAAGGUGAUGCGAGCCUGUAACGGUUGCCGGAAAAGGAAAAUCAAGUGCGACGCAGCUACGACAAAUACGUGGCCUUGCUCUGCAUGCACUCGUCUAAAGCUGGUUUGCGUGCCUCCGACCAUCGGGCAAGAUGGAGACUUUCUCCCUGAUGGCCAGGGCGAGUCUACUCUAGAGACUGGAGGACCCUCCAAUGCAGACGAGGGCUCUCAUACAUUUCCAGGGCCCCCAGUUUACAGAGACAACAGUCAACCCACCAUGAACACAAUCCCCUCGUAUGAUCAAAUGAGCAUGUAUUCCCAAUUCGUCCCUCCUCAGGCUCAACCUGGCAUCUACAACGAUCUUCAGUCACCACAAAUGGCAAUGCCACACCAAAAUUUUCAACAGCCUCAAAUGUUUCCCGGGCCACAAACUCCAUCUAUGGGAUCGUCAGAUCGGAAUAUGUAUGCCGAUAACGAGCAUGCAGAAAACCUUAGUGAUGUACUUGGGGAGUUGAAGAUUGACGAGAGUGGGAUUGCCCCAUACAUUAGAAGGCAACGCACAGAUCGAAUUGAGCCCGACGCCCCUGUCCAGGAUGAGGCUGAAGAGCAAUUACCACCUCUCAGAACCGGAUCGGGUGCGACGAUUCGAAUUCCCCCUGAGCUCAUGCCUGCCGAAGACGACGUAAUGGCCUAUUUCAAGAUCUACUUUGAUGAGAUACACCCAUAUGUUCCUGUCAUAUCUCGUGCCCAUCUGUAUUAUCAAUGGCAGCAUGAUCGCCAUUCCAUCUCCCCCCUUCUUCUCGAGGCCCUUUUUGCAUGCGCGGGCCGUUUAUCUGAUGAGCCUUCAGAAGGCGCUCAGUGGCUUGCCUUGGCAAAUAGGCACGAAACUAGCUUUAUGGAUGUACCACGUCUGAGUACUAUCCAGGCAUUACUUCUGCUACUAAAAGCACGGGAGUCUUUGCCAAAGAAAGGGUACUAUUAUCGGUCGUGGCAGACUGUCAAGACUAUUGUAUCAAUGGCGAAAGAUUUGGACAUCCACGAACAUUACAGCAGUCACGCUGAAGGCAAGCCGUGUGGACUCGGUCCAAUUGAAUGCUUGGUGCACACCAGAGUGUGGCAGGCUCUCAUGGUGGUUGAGGUGAUGAUUGGUGGGCCGCAAGGCCGUUCGGAUUACGGGGUCGAUCCUCAAACAGUGGAUAUGCGCCCGGCGCCAGAUAUCAGAGGUCUCGAUCAUUACGAGAUGGACCGCUCAAGACAAUACGCCUAUUUCAUUCGCAACGCACAUCACAUUCGCAUCAUUACAGAUAUCUAUCACAAAGUCAAGAAGCAAAAGGACUGGGGUGCAGAUGCCAGAUUUGUGCGAAUCAACCCGCUUUUCGCAGAUUGGCUUCGCAGCCUCCCUCCGGACCUACAGGUCAAUUAUCCUACCGAUGGCUCUCCACCGUGGCUUCCAUCUCAUUUUGUGGGCAAUAUGCAUUCUCAUUGCCAUCUCGCCAUUAUUAUGCUACAUCGCCCUCAACUGUUCGCUUCUCAAUCUUUUGCAGCCGGUGGUGAAUGGAAGAUCCAUAUGUCACUGUGCUACUCCUCGGCGAAAAGCCUCUGUCGACUACAAGAAGCCAUCUUGCAAAGGUUUGGGCUAUCUGGCCUGCUUUACAUGCAAAGAGGUAUCAAUUUUGCCAUAUAUUGUAUCUUGACUUGUACGAUGCUACACCUGAUUGCGAUUACCUCCCCCGACCCUGAGUUCAACUCGGAUGCCCGUGAAUUCUUCACCCGCCAUAUGCGAAUUCUCGAGACGUGCUCCACCGCCUGGCCCAUGCCUGAAAUUCAAGCUCAGAUCGAUUCAUUAAGACUGGCUUUCUCCGCCGACAUGCAUCGUCCUUUCGACUUGAAGCCCAGUUUCCCAUACGGGAGUCCCUCGGAACCCUAUCAGCCCAGUCCACCUAUGGAUGCGCACUACCAUCCACACUUGAAUCAACUCCAAUCCAGAGUGCGUUACAACCCAGUAACUCCUCCAAUUUCGACUGAUGCUGAAGACUCGAAGUCCGACACAUCUUCUCAGAUACAGUCUCUUGGAAUGGUUCCCCAUCAGCCUCCGACAACUCAUCCCAUGGAAGCCGCUUCGGUUGAUGAACACCAAUGGGACCCGACCCGAAUCAUCACUCAAUGGGACAUGGCCUUCUCCGUGAACCCCGCUACCGUCAGCGCAAACUCCCCGCCGAUGCCUAUAAACACCUCAGUACCGGGUGUACAAAGCGUUAUGAACCCCCAAUACCCCGUCCAGUACGAGACACCUAACAAAGUGCCUUCUAUCACGUCUACCCAGUCUCUCUCCCCUCCCCAGUUCCAAGCACCUCCAGUUGUGUUUUCAGCACGAGAAUGGCAGCAAAGUGUUGCGAGUGUGUACGAUCCACAGGGGACCAAACGGCGAUGGAAUUAUUCAGUUGAUCCUGGCCCGGACAAUAUGUCUAAGCGUCAACGAGGAUGA